GCCAGUGAAAAAUGUAAACAAAAAUAUGUCAGAACUUUAUUUUUAAUCAAUUUUUAAUAAUAAUUAUUAUUUUUAUUAGAAUAUUUGCUUUUAAAAAAUUGAGUAAAGAAUAGAAGUAAUAGAGAAAUGAUAGUAGAAUAAUAAAAUACUAGUCAGUUUUAGUAAUUAUGAAAUGGAGAAGUAAUAUCAAUACAAGAUGACAUUUAUCGAAAUUUUAGACAGUACAAUUUCUCCUAAUUUAGAAAGUGAUUGUGAAUUAGAUUCGUCAAUUAAUGUUGAAGAAUUGUCUUAUAAUGCGUUCUUUUGCAAAUAUCUCAUUCCUAAUAAACCUUGUAUUAUACAAUCAAACGUGACAAAAGACUGGCUGUGUCGAAAGAAUUGGAUUCAGAAUGAGACUCCAAAUUUUUCGUUAUUACACGAAUUAUUCGACGAUUGUAUUGUUCCUGUUGCUGAUUGUAACAAAAGAUACUACAAUUCUCACCAAAAAAAUGAAAUGCUAGUGAAGAAUUUUUUAAAUUACUGGCAACAAUUAAGAAUUAAUAAUUAUCACGAAAAUGCCUCUUUUCUUUAUCUAAAGGAUUGGCAUUGCAAAAAGGAUCAUCCGGAAAUGAAAUUUUACGAUGUACCGAAAUAUUUCGCCUCCGAUUGGCUCAAUGAAUAUUUUACAGGACAAAAGGAAUUGAAUGAUGAUUAUAUGUUUGUUUACAUAGGUCCGAAAGGAACAUGGACUCCAUUUCACGCCGAUGUUUUUUCCUCCUACAGUUGGUCAGCUAAUGUUUAUGGAAAGAAACGUUGGCUUAUUUUUCCACCUGGUGAAGAGAGACAUCUUCGUGAUUCCUUUGGGGAAUUAAUUUACGAUGUGUCUCAAGAGGAGAAAAUAAAAUUUAACGAUAAGUCUGUGAAAUUCUACGAUAUUAUUCAAGAAACGGGAGAAAUAAUAUUUGUACCCUCAGGAUAUCAUCACCAAGUUUGGAAUUUGGAGGACACAAUUUCAAUAAAUCACAAUUGGGUGAAUGGAUGCAAUAUUUUGAGAAUGUGGUUGGCUUUGCAAAAAGAAUUAUUAUCAGUAAUGAAGGAAAUAGAAGAUUGCAAGGAAAUGGAAAAUUGGACUUCACACUGUCAACUGAUGUUAAAAGCUUCCUAUGGAAUGAAUUAUUCACAAUUUUUCCAUUUUCUGUCCUUUAUUGCCGAGAGGCGAAUAAAAUCACUAAAUCAUGAAAUAUUUAAUAUAUCCUUCGAUUCUUGGAUAUUGGGAAAAAAUCACUCUCUCUUCGAUUUACGACAAAUAAAAAUAGUUCUUGAACACCUAACCAAAGAUGCGAAUGAAAAAGGUAUUUACAAUUUUUUAUGGCAAAAUAACGAAGUAGAAAAUUUGUUAAAAAAUAUUUAUUCAGUUUUAGAAACUUGUAAAUAAAAUAAAUAUGUAAUUUAUGAA
Messenger RNA from Leptopilina heterotoma, 1435 nucleotides. RefSeq names its product 2-oxoglutarate and iron-dependent oxygenase JMJD4 (gene JMJD4). Lineage: Eukaryota; Metazoa; Arthropoda; Insecta; Hymenoptera; Figitidae. The record is from RefSeq and is a predicted model, not a curated record. Bases 197 to 1414 code for a protein of 405 amino acids. The transcript has 4 exons. Gene Ontology annotation, biological process: positive regulation of translational termination; protein hydroxylation; negative regulation of gene expression. Gene Ontology annotation, cellular component: nucleus; cytoplasm. Gene Ontology annotation, molecular function: sequence-specific DNA binding; histone H4R3 demethylase activity.